Molecule: messenger RNA, 3525 nt
Organism: Trichomycterus rosablanca
Lineage: Eukaryota; Metazoa; Chordata; Actinopteri; Siluriformes; Trichomycteridae
Gene: prtga
Product: protogenin homolog a (Gallus gallus)
Exons: 20
Coding region: 1-3525 (1174 amino acids)
Biological process (GO): homophilic cell-cell adhesion
Cellular component (GO): plasma membrane
Molecular function (GO): protein binding; calcium ion binding
Source: RefSeq, a predicted model, not a curated record
AUGACUAAUGAAACUUCUGAUGAUGCCAACACUCCACCUUACUCCAUCACCUUCACCAAGGGCUGGGCUUUUGUGCCGAGGGUCCGAGGGUCCGGAGGAAGGCCGGGAGGGAGGCCGGGAGGUGGCCGGGAGAGAGGUGUGCUAUGUUUCAGCGAGUUGUUUUUCCUGAAGGAGCCGAGCGACGCCACGAUUUUGCGGCGGGACCCCGUCGUUUUGGACUGUCACGCUCAGGGAGAGCAUCCCAUUCACAUCCGCUGGCUGAAAAACAAAUCUCCUCUGGUCCAGUCGGACCACGUACACGUGCUCAGCAACGGCUCGCUGUUCAUCUCGGAGGCGGAGAACCGAAGAGGAGAGAAAUCGGACGAGGGCUCGUAUCAGUGCCUCGCUCAGAAUAAAUAUGGAGCCAUCCUGAGCCAAAAGGCUCAUCUGACUAUCGCAAGCAUUUCCACUUUCACCCAGCAGCCUUCCUCCAUCGUGGUGAUGGAGGGUUCGGUCGCGCGCUUCACAUGCAAAAUCAGCGGCGUGCCUCCACCAAUCAUCAGCUGGGAGUUUAACAGGAACACCUUACCACUGGCCACUGACAGAAUCACAGUGCUGCCCAGCGGAGUGCUCCAGAUUCAGGGAGCAUACCAGAGGGAUGCUGGGAAUUAUCGCUGUGUGGCGGCCAACAUUGCCAGUCGUCGCAGGAGUGUGGAAGCCACACUGACUGUCACACCAGCCCCUUCUCCCAGAAUUCCCCAGCGGCCGCACAUCAUCGCCAGGCCGCAGAACCUCACGGUGGUGGCGCACGGCAUCGCCCUCCUGGAGUGCGUGGCGGUGGGAAACCCUCGGCCGCUGAUCUCGUGGAGUCGCGUCGACCACAGACCCAUCGACGUGUACAACACCAGAGUGCUGGGUAACGGCAACCUGCUCAUCUCCGAUGUCAAGAGGCACCACGCGGGCAUGUACGUGUGCCGGGCGACGACACCGGGCACCAGGAACUUCACCCUUGCUGCCGCUAACAUCACCGUGCUAGAACCUCCGUCAUUGGUGGAGUGGCCGGAGAGCUUGACCAGGCCGCGGGCCGGCACCGGGCGCUUCGUGUGCCAGGCUGAGGGCGUCCCUACCCCCCGUAUCUCCUGGCUGAAAAACGGAGAACCUGUGCAGUCCAACGGCCGCAUCAAGAUGUACAACAGUAAACUGGUAAUAAACCAGAUUAUCCCCGAGGACGACGGCAUAUACCAGUGUCAGGCGGAGAACGACCAGGGCUCGGUCCUGUCCACGGCGCGUCUCAUCGUGGUGAUGUCCGAGGAUCGGCCCAGCGCGCCCAGAAGCAUCCUGGCCGACACUGUGUCCAGCUCGGCCAUCCUGCUGGCCUGGGAGAGUCCGGCGUACAACGCCGAUAAAGUCAUCGCCUACUCCAUCCACUACAUGAAGGCUGAAGGUCUCAAUAACGAGGAGUAUCAGGUCGUCAUCGGUAACGACACCACCCGCUACAUCAUCGAUGACCUGGAGCCAGCACAAAACUACACCUUCUACAUCGUGGCGUACAUGCCCAUGGGUGCCAGCCGCAUGUCCGACCAUGUCGUACAACACACACUAGAGGAUGUUCCUCUUCGUGCCCCCGAAUUGUCCCUCACCAGCCGCAGCCCCACAGACAUCCUGGUAUCGUGGCAGCCGCUGGUCCUGAAGCUGAGCCGCGGUCGAGUCUCGGCGUAUCGCCUGUGGUACCGGGCCGGUUCUGACGGAGCUGGGACCGAGUUGGAGUUGCCCGGCGAUGAAAGCCAGCAUCUGCUGGAGGGUCUGGUGCCCGAUACCGUCUACCUGCUGCGGAUCGCUGCCUCUACGGGGGCGGGCUGGGGGGAGCCAGGCGCCUGGACCUCCCACCGGACCCCCAAAACCUCCAGCAGAGAAGUGCCCCUGGCACCGGAGCUGCAGUUGGAGCCGCUGAACUGUACCACUCUGGCUGUGCGCUGGCGUCUGACCGCGGGCGCGUCUGUAAACGGCCUUCAGGGAUUCAGGUUGUUCUACCAUGAGGAGAGUCAGGCUGAGAGUUCACCCGUCCAGCUCUCACCCCACAGCACCCAGCACAUCAUCGGAGGACUCGACCCCAGGAAGAAGUACCAUGUGAAACUUCUGGCCUUUACCUUCGUAGGGGAGGGAUACCAGGCCGAUAGCACCAUUAGCACCCCAGGGUGUGUCUCGGUGCGUGAUCGCUUGGUGCCUCCUCCUCCUCCCCCUCAUCACGUGUCUGCCCGGGCGAACAGCUCCUCCUCCGUCUACCUGCACUGGGCUCGACCGGCUUUCACUGGCGCUCAGACCAUCAACUACACGGUGCGCUGCAACCCGGUGGGUCUCCAGAACGCCUCGCUCGUCCUCUACUUCCACACUGGAGAUCAGAACCUGCUGGUGAAGGAUCUGGAGUCCAACACUCGUUACGAGUUUGCUGUACGACUGCACGUGGAUCAGCUCUCCAGCCCCUGGAGUCCUGUGGUGUACCAGAGCACGCCCCCCGAUGCUCCGGUUUUGCCUCCUGCUGCAGUCAGGGUCACUCUGAUCGAAAGAGACACGGCGCUGGUUUCGUGGAAACCGCCCGACGAGCCCAACGUCGCCGUGACCCGCUACACCAUCCUGUACGCAUCACGCAGAGCGUGGCUGGCCGGUGAAUGGCAGAUCCAGCAGAAAGAAGGAAGCACCAACAUGGCUCUGCUGGAGAAUCUGGAAGCAGGUAACGUGUAUCUGGUGAAGGUGUCGGCGUCUAAUCAGAUGGGAGAUGGACCGUUCUCAGCGGCCGUGGAACUGACCGUUAGUACAGACGGGCGGAACUCCGUGCCAACCUUCCGCUCUCAUGGCUCCGCCCACGCCACAGGUAAGAACUUCUGCUUCUUCUCACCUGCUCCCUUUUCUUAUCUGGACCAGCACUUGAUGACCGGUAUUGUCGUGGGCGUGUGCAUCGCUCUCACCUGCAUCAUCAUCUGUACCUGUAUACUGGUGUGCAGAGAGAGAGCCAAAAAAUCCUGCACCAGCAAAGUGGUCAGACCAGGACAGAGCCCAGCCCCGCCCACUUCAGGUCAGCUGGGCAAUGAAAACCGAGCUGAGAGUGUUGCGGUCGGGAUGCCUGUGAUGAGAGAGCACUUCGUUGAUGCAAAGGGUGGAACAGAUUUAAUCAUAAACAGUAACGGUCCCGUCAGACCCACAGCGGAGAGGAAGAAGGCGCAGAAGUGGAGUUUAUUCCGGAGAGAAGAAAAGGUGAAGCAGGUUCUCGCCUCGUCUUCGGGGUACCAGAUGGGCACCACCCUCCUGCGAUACUCCAUCGACGCCCCCGGAUCUCUGCAGCCGCCCUCGUCCCUGCACGACCUGCUGGGGUCACCGGGGUGCGACGUCGAGGGCUCGCACUCCAGCGAGGGCAGCCACGAGACGGGCGACUCCGGACGCUACUCACACGACGAGCAGGACCUCGCCAAUCUCUCUCUGGGUCCGGAGGGAAGUCCCGACCGUGUUUCCAUCGAGCUGGAGGACAUGAGUUCGCCAUCCUCCGCUCAGUAG